Homalodisca vitripennis (glassy-winged sharpshooter) is the source of this 610-nucleotide messenger RNA. Its product is annotated as cytochrome c oxidase subunit 12, mitochondrial-like. The record is from RefSeq and is a predicted model, not a curated record. Bases 100 to 531 code for a protein of 143 amino acids. NCBI's taxonomy places the organism in Eukaryota, Metazoa, Arthropoda, Insecta, Hemiptera, Cicadellidae. The transcript is spliced from 2 exons. Gene Ontology annotation, cellular component: mitochondrion; respiratory chain complex IV.
UCCAUAGCAACAAAGAAUUUUGUAGAGAUAAUUUAUUUUGGUUGACAAAUCUAAAUCACUACGUACAUUUUACAUAGAAAAUGGUAACCCAAAUUUGAGAUGAGUGAAGACAACGGACAUGGGAAUGGGAAUGGGAACGGCAAGAUCCAGUUCCGGAGGAGCGAUGGAGUGGAGAAGGACGGAUACAUCUGUUUUCCUCUGGAGGCUCCAGUCGAGGAGGCUGUUGAGGAGGAGGUGGUAGCAGAGGAAAGAAAGCCACCGGAGAAAUUCGACUUAUCAACUUGUCCUGAAGACCCCAGAUUUCAGCAGACGAACAGGACCAAGUGGUGCUAUCGGAUGUACAUAGACUACCACCGCUGCCGCCAUCUUCUUGGAGAUGGUGCAAGCCAGUGUGACUACUUCUACAAGUGCUACAACUCCCUCUGUCCCAUAGCCUGGCACGAGCGUUGGGAUGAGCAACUCCAACAGGGAACAUUCCCGAGGGAUGUUACCAGAGAGCUCCCGGGCCCUAGACCUGCUCCAUGUCCUUGAGCACUGCGUGGAGCAACCCCUUUUAACGUGAAAAAUCUUGGUUUUAUAUAGUUUUGGUAAUAAAGUAUUUCCCUCUUCG